Aspergillus calidoustus is the source of this 1848-nucleotide messenger RNA. Lineage: Eukaryota; Fungi; Ascomycota; Eurotiomycetes; Eurotiales; Aspergillaceae. The record is from the annotation of a GenBank genome assembly.
CUCCCCCCGCCUUGAGAAUCAAAACCGGUCUCCAACCUCAAGGUUCGGUUCCACCAGUUGCUUUCUCUAUUCAUAGGAACCAGCAAGCAAAUAACAUACCCAAUUGCUCUGUAGCAGCUCUAAUGUCCCUCGAAACCUUCUCUUACGGCGACCACGCCCUGCAAACGAUAACUGUUGCAGAUCUACACCCCGCACAACCCCUCAACGAUGCGGACACAGGAAUAGGAACAAACACAGGAACGGAUGCUAGGUACUGGGUGAUCCUAAUCCACGGCGGCGCCUGGCGCGACCCAACCCAAACCUCCGAGUCCUAUCUAACGCCCGCCCUCGAGAUCCUCCGGAAGACUUCCAGCACAACCUCUCCGCUCCCCAUAAGCCGCCUCGCCUCCAUCUCCUACCGUCUCAGCGCACACCCAUCGCAUCCACAAGACCCCUCAACUGAACCAACCAACACCCUCCGCGCCGCAAAACACCCAGAUCAUCUAGCGGACAUCCACGCCGCACUCGCGUUCCUGCAGGCAAAGUACAAGUUCGGGAGUAACUAUGUACUCGUCGGGCAUAGUUGUGGAGCAACACUAGCGUUCCAGGCGGUUAUGCGGGGAAUUUCCUCUGGAAAAGAGUGUGCGGCGCCCACUGGAAUCCUUGGCAUGGCCGGAAUUUAUGACCUAAGGCUUCUGCGGGAUUCGCAUAGGGAUAUCUCGGCGUAUCAGGAGUUUAUUGAGGGGGCGUUUGGGGACGAUGAGCCUCUGUGGGAUUCUGUUUCCCCGGCUGUUGUGGAGGGGAAAGAAGGGGUUCUGGGGUGGGAGGAGGGGAGGGCGGUUGUACUUGCGCAUUCGGAGGAGGAUGGGUUGUGUGAUCUUGCGCAGAGUUUGAAGAUGAAGGAGACUUUGGGAGCGUGGGAGAAAAGUGGGAAUGAAAGAAGGGAGAUUCAUUUCCUUUCCAUUAAGGGGGAGCAUGAUGAGGCGUGGGAGAAAGGGGAGGAGCUUGCGAGAGGAAUCGUAUAUACUUUCGAGAAGCUGCAGGAUCUGAAAGUUUAGACUGACGGAGACUUGUAGUUCGAGAGGUAUACAGUAAAUAAAUUGUCGAGAUAGACCGUAUUUGAUUCGUUAUGUUCCACCAUAGAAGGUAUCAUGAAACUAGUGCACAUUAGAAAAGAAGAAAAUAGACCGGCCAUUUUCAGACUUCAACUCCCCAUGGUCGUUAUCAUACUCGCACAAAAAAAAAACCAUACGCCUGAUGCUUCGAAGUUCGGAGGGCCAACCACGGAAAGGAAAACGAGAACAAGUUCGAAAAAGAAAAGACCAUGCGCCGCCCGCUGAGGGCAUGCAAUUUCAACAAUGGUCAGAGAAGCAUCAUAUCUCAGCGGCCAAGGUCCAUCGAUGCGGCAUCACCACGAGCUGCCUCCCUGGAGUCGACGGUUUGCGCCUCGUCCUCCUCAUCUUCCUGCUCCUCCUCCUCAUCGUCCUCAAUGUAUUUCACCUGAACGUCGGCAUCCUGAAGACGAGUCCUAGUCUCUUCGCGGAAACGGUCUUGCCAGCGCGCAAGAGCAGCACUAGAGUGGACACGGAAGCCAUAGAUGCGCGGUUCAUAGCGACGGGUGCUCUUCUCGGGGAGGAGGUGCGGGAAUACCUGGAAGAGCAUGCUGGUGAAAGAGGCACCAAAGUACGCGCCAUCGAUGGAGGCAUGUCUGGACGACUUGGGGUUGUAAAUGUCUUCGCACUUGGAGCAGAAGAGGCGGACGGUGCUCAUGUUUGCGAUAUCGUGCUGGCCGGUGGGGAGAAGAGGAUGGCCCUCGCACAUUACACGGGGGCAUUUUCCGAAAUCGCCUUUCUUGUACUUUUCGGCCUA